AGUCCGUAAACAUCGCGAACUUACAGUAUUCUGUAUAAAAGUGUCUAUCGAUAUAUAAACAAAUCUUAGACCGACGGCGCUUUCUCUGGAAAAAAAGGAUUAGGAUUACCAGUUCACCUGCAACGUACUUAUUAGGGGAAAGAGGUACCAGUCACCGCCACUAUGCGGAUACAUUCAACCCUCGUCGUGCCUAUAUUGGCCCUCACGAUCGCUUCACUCAAGGGGGUGACAAGCGAUGCGCCUCUGCUGGACUCGGCCUCCUUGCCUCUGGAGCACAGGGCUGUCUACGGGCCGCCACUUCCGGGACCGCCGCCCCCACAGAGCUACGGACCUCCACCCUCGUCCGGAGGGGGAGUCGCUCCAGGACCCGACGACCCUUGGCCCCUCGCCACACCGGAUAUGCCUCAGAUUAAGCAUCUGCAAGUCCAAUGCGAAAAGACUCACAUGCGGGUCAAUAUCGAAUUCGACCGACCUUUCUACGGCAUGAUAUUCUCAAAAGGUUUCUACAGUGAUCCUCAUUGCGUACAUUUGAAACCUGGCACAGGCCAUUUGAGUGCAACAUUCGAGAUUUUCCUUAACUCCUGUGGAAUGUCCUCUUCUGCGAACCACAACACCGGUAACGGCUACUCCACCCCCAGCGGCAGCUAUGUGGAAAACACAAUCAUCAUACAAUACGACCCCUACGUACAGGAAGUGUGGGAUCAAGCAAGGAAACUCAGGUGCACUUGGUACGACUACUACGAGAAGGCUGUCACCUUCAGGCCAUUCCAAGUCGACAUGCUCCAUGCCGUUACUGCUAACUUCCUCGGAGAUAAUCUCCAAUGCUGGAUGCAGAUCCAAGUAGGAAAAGGACCUUGGGCUUCCGAGGUGUCAGGUAUCGUAAAGAUCGGACAGACCAUGACAAUGGUUCUCGCUAUCAAAGACGACGAAAACAAAUUCGACAUGUUGGUAAGAAAUUGUGUCGCCCACGACGGAAAGAGAGCACCGAUACAACUCGUUGACCAACACGGAUGUGUAGUGAGGCCGAAGAUUAUGUCUAAAUUUCAGAAAAUCAAGAACUUCGGCCCGAGUGCUUCCGUCGUGUCUUUCGCUUACUUCCAGGCCUUCAAGUUCCCAGAUUCGAUGAACGUCCACUUCCAAUGCGUCAUCCAAGUGUGCAGGUACAAUUGCCCAGAGCCUAGAUGUGGAGGAGACUUCGGACAUUUGGGAGGAUUAGGUGGAUUAGGAGGAGAUUAUGGCCUCCCGCACAAUUCUAUUUCAAGUGAAUAUGGACCACCACCACUGCCAGAAUACGGAGCCCCUGCCGCUUACCCGGACCCGAGGCACCCAUCAGGUCCCACCGGGGCUUAUUCUGAAAAUAAACCGGUCGAAGUGGCCGCCCCUUCAUCUACAUCCAACCCGCCCAACCCAUCGUCUCCUGCUCCUCAAAAAUCAUCCCAGAACAACGACAUCCAUCUUCCCCCUCCGCCAUUACCCGGUCACGCCGCCGCAUACACUACAGUCAAAAGGAAAGGAGGCGUCAGCGACGAACUUGAAGGAAACCUGGCUACCCUCGGAGGAAGGCCAAGAUCAGUGGAAGGACUUCCAGAAGAACUGAGAGGUGCUCGGAGGAGGAGGGCUCCCGAAGUUUAUAACAUUGUAGUCAGCCACGUUUACAAGAGAGAAGCUCAAGAAAUGACUGAUGUAAAUACUUCUCGAAUAAUUCAAGUCGUCGCUCCUGGCGAUGUGAACUUUGCCCUGAAUGCGGGUAGCGGGAGUAACGAGACUGUAGUUAUUUCGGCUGCGACGGGUGCGCCCGACACCGAAGCCAUAUGUAUGAGUGUGCCCAGCUUCGUAGCAGGUCUGAUCAUGUUGCUGGUCGUCCUAGUAGUCGCCUGCCUAGUUGCAGCUUUUCUUUUUGUGAGAGUACGACAAAUCGACAGGAAAGGAAUGACGACUACUUACAUGCACGGAGGAUACGACAACGCUGAAUUCGUCAAAGUCGCCAGUUAGUGAAAAUCGAAUCGUGAAUGGAUUAAGUGUCGUAGGGGAGCGUGAAACCCUAGUGUGCAAAAUAUGUGACGUCUUGGAAACCUAGCCGACUUAACGCUAAUUCUCCAAACCCGUCACGUAAAUAUUGUAUGGUCCGUGACCACAUUUUACCCAAAUCCUUGCUCUGUUCCCGACCAGAAUUCCCUGUCCCGUCCUAUUAAAUUAUUUAUGCCUGUAACUUCCACUCCCUCGCUAACCUUUCCCAAAGAUCGUUUAAGUUAUUGUUAGUGUGUCAUUGUACUAAUUGGUGUUGUACAUUAAACUAUUGAAGCAAAGCAUCCGAGUCGCCGUCCUACUUUCCACAUUUCAACGCAAAGCUCCCAACAGUCCAAUUUCCCACAUAUCGUAGCCAUCUCCUACUUUUUCUAUUUCCUUUUGUCUACCUUUUGCAAUCGUUUUAGAAACAUAGCAUUUUUUUGCUUUAUACUUUACAUUUUAAGCCAAUUUUUCCUAUUUCCACUACCAUAUCGUAACGUAUCAACACGGCUCAGCCAUCUGGCACACCAAUACAUAACUAGUCAUAAUUUUUUUGUUUUGUUUUUAUUUUUAAUAAUUUUUUUUGUAAACAUUUUUAGUUUUUGUGCGUGUGUGUAUGUAAAACAUGUAUAAUAUUCUCAAUUAAAGGACUUAUGUAUCAUAUUAAUCAAAUAUUCCAAAUAAAAAGUUCAUCAUUUUUUUUAUUUUUUAAAAUUAUAAAGAAAUUUUUCGUCGCCUAUAACCGCUGAAGUGGGGAGGUCCAGCCACCUAUUGACCCCAAUCCGUUACUCCUAAACUUUUUUCACCUUUGCCACAAAUCAAACAUAAUUGGGAAAAAUGUAAUUAAAAAUAUUAUCAAUAAUUUACUUCAAUAAUAACCUAAAUCUAACUAACAGAACUUUAAAAUAAACCGUUAAAUAUUCGUACAAUUUCUGUAUUAUAGCAAUUGAAUAAAUAAUGUUAUACUUAGCUAUCUCCGUAACAAAACAAUUGGUUAUGGAAAUAAAUAAAUAAUUUUUAAU
This is a messenger RNA of Cimex lectularius (bed bug), 3029 nucleotides long. RefSeq lists its product as uncharacterized. Lineage: Eukaryota; Metazoa; Arthropoda; Insecta; Hemiptera; Cimicidae. The transcript is spliced from 4 exons. The record is from RefSeq and is a predicted model, not a curated record. Bases 163 to 1992 code for a protein of 609 amino acids.